AUAUGCAGACAUCGUCGCCAUGAUGUCUCGUUUUGGAGCAAUAUCAACAUAUAAACUGGUUCUCUGUCCAUAUACUCAUGAUCGUUUAGGUUUUAGGGCCUAGGGAAAGAUACCAAGACAUUAUACACAAAACAGAACUACAUAUAGUUUUCUUUUCUUCCUAGUAGCAACUGCAUAGUGACUAAAUUUAUAACGAAAAUAUGGAGAGUUUGAUUUUUUUAUUUGUACGAAUAAGUAAGAGAUCGACUUAAUUUCAUAAGAGGACCAGUAAAACUUGACAGAUGCAAAGUUCAGAUAAACCCAUUUUGGAGAGUUUGAAUUUGUUCUACCAUGAUUCUGAAGUAUCAGGUGAAUGGGAAUCCCCACAACAGGGUUCUGAUGACGUCCAAUGUCUAUUUUGUCCAGAGAGAUUUAGCAUUACCAGUCAGAAAGACGAACUUCUGAAGCAUUUUGCGGUGUUUCACAAAUUUGUGAUCGGUGAUGUUAACCUCAUUACUGAUCUAAAGAAGUACCUCACCUAUUGGAGGCAACGUUUUUCAGAAGAGGAUCUAAAAACGUUUUGUUCAGUAAUAUCUACAAACAACAAAAAUGAUGUGAAAGAAUCAUCAGAGCAGUAUUACUUACUGUGUGAUGUCCUUGCUGAAGAUAAAACACUACGGGAAUUUUUACAGAAAAAAAAACUAGAGAGAGUUUUGGCACAACAGCAGAAGGAAAGGGAGGACAAAGGUUUCUGUCAUACCUGUCUGUUUUGUAAGGAGCAGUUCACAGGCAACAGGACAGACAUGUUUGAUCACAUGACCCAUGAUCAUGGAUUCAGUGUUGGGCUUCCAGACAAUUUGGUGUACACAGAUGAACUCCUGGAUGAUUUACAAGAAAAACUAGACAAUCUGCAGUGUUUGUACUGUGAGCGUACAUUUAAAGACAAGACAGUACUAAAGGAGCACAUGAGGAAAAAACAACACAAAAAAAUCAACCCAAAGAACCGGAAGUAUGACAGGUUCUACAUUAUCAAUUACCUGGAGAUGGGCAAAAGUUGGGAGGUAAUCCAGGCAGAACCAGACGAUGAGAUGGGGGAGGAAAACGAAACGGAUGAUGAUGAAAGCUGGGGAGACUGGGAGGAAGUGGGCUCACAGGCUGUCUGUCUGUUUUGUGAAUUCUCAUCUUGUGUGGCUGACAAACUCUCGGCUCACAUGCAGGAACUACACGACUUUGAUUUGAAGGAAGUAAAGCUGCGACUCAACUUAAACUUUUACCAGCAAAUAAAGUUGAUCAACUUCAUGAGACGGCAGAUCUAUCUUGGUAUCUGCUUUGGCUGUGGAGAGAAGUUUACUGACAAACGAGAGUUGGUGGAACAUAUGCACAGUCAGCAACAUAUCGACAGGUUUCCUGAUACAGCGGUAUGGGACCAACCACAGUAUUUUUUCCCAACCUAUGAGAAUGACAAUUUGUUAUGUCAACUGGAAGAUGAUGAUGACAUCACUGAGGGACUUGAAGGAAAGACCCAGGUCAUUGCCGAGGAGCUUCCUCCCAUCCCUACAAUACUAACCCAGGAAAGCAUCAGAAGAGACAUUCUGGCAGGAGAUGUCACCUGAUGUUAUUAUUGUUCAAAAUAAAGUAGCUUUGUUUUAGAAA
This is a messenger RNA of Ostrea edulis (European flat oyster), 1632 nucleotides long. RefSeq names its product zinc finger protein 277-like. The record is from RefSeq and is a predicted model, not a curated record. The transcript has 13 exons. The coding region runs from base 282 to 1592 and encodes 436 amino acids. Lineage: Eukaryota; Metazoa; Mollusca; Bivalvia; Ostreida; Ostreidae.